GCAGCGGGGCCUUAUGGCUUCAGCGUUGACAACGCGCAUGCGCUGCCGGCUGCGCCCCCGUGCAUUGGCCGCCCGGCGGCGCGCGCUGCCCGGCCCAGCCCGGCCCAGCCCGGAACCUCUAUGGCGGGCGCGGCCCGCUGUGCGCGGCCGGGGUCUGCGCCGCUGUGCGGGGUGCGCGGCGCCGGUGGCGGACUCGGGCCCGGCGGGUAGCUCAGGUGAAAAGCUGAUUGAAGGGCAAGUCAUUGAACUUGAAGAUGGGACCACAGCUUAUAUCCAUCAGGUGACAGUUCAGAAAGACGCUGUGGCUUUUGAAGAUGGGCAGCCAGUGGUACUGGAGGAUGGCAGCAUGGCCUUCAUACACAGCACAGCUAAAGAGAGUUAUGAGCCUGGCACAUUCCAGGCUGUCCAGCUAGAGGAUGGCUCCACUGCCUACAUCCACCAUCCUGUCAUCGUGGCACCUGGCAGCACCAUCCUGGAAGUGCAGACAGAAACUGGGCUCAAAGAGUUGGCUGGGGAUGAGGAAGAUGAUGGCUUUGAUGUGGACACCAUUAAUGCAUUGCAGCAGUAUGGCAGGAAGGGGUCUGAUGAGGAAGAAGAGGGAGUGACAGACACCUGCCAUAUGAAGAGUAAGGACUCCAGCAACAUCCCUUCCCAGGAUUUGCAGGAGGAGGAGGAGGUGCAAAACAACAGGAAGGGGCAGCAGGUUGGCAGCAGAGCUUUCCACUGUGGGUACAAAGGCUGUGACCACCUCUACACCACUGCCCACCACCUCAAGGUACAUGAACGUGCUCACACAGGUGACAGGCCAUACACAUGUGACUUUCCAAGUUGUGGGAAAGCAUUUGUUACAGGGUAUGGGCUGAAGAGCCAUGUGAGAACACAUACAGGUGAGAAACCCUACAAGUGUCCAGAAGACAUGUGUAGCAAAGCCUUCAAAACCUCCGGGGAUCUGCAGAAACACUUCCGCACGCACACAGGUGAGCGUCCCUUCAAGUGCCCCUUCGUGGGCUGUGGCCGCUCCUUUACCACGUCCAACAUCCGCAAGGUUCACAUCCAGGCGCACACGGGCGAGCGGCCCUACGUGUGUGCAGAGCCUGGCUGUGGCAGGGGCUUCACCAGUGCCACCAACUACAAGAACCACAUGAGAAUCCACACAGGAGAGAAGCCAUACCUGUGCACCGUGCCAGGCUGUGGGAAGCUCUUCACAGAGUACUCCAGCCUGUACAAGCACCACGUGGUGCACACACACUGCAAGCCCUACACAUGCAGCAGCUGUGGCAAGACCUACCGCCAGACCUCCACACUGGCCCUGCAUAAGCGCAGCAGCCACGGCGAGCUGGAGGCCACCGAGGAGAGCGAGCAGGCCCUCUACGAGCAGCAGCAGCUGGAGGCUGCUGCGGCUGUUUACAGAGGCUCUCCACUGAGGAGUCAGCAUAUUGCUUUCCUGUCAGAGAGGGAGGAAGAUGAAGAGGAAGAUGCUGUUCCUACACAAGUCUCACUUAUCUCUCAGGAUGGGACAGAGCAGGUAUGGACAUGGACAGCCUCCAGCAUGUCAGGGACAGCAGUUAUUAUCUGAAGUGAGAUUCUGUCUCUACUCAGCCAUGGUGUUCUUUGCAGACCCUUUUUCCAGCAUUUUUUCAGACCUUGGAGCUUCCUGGGCUCUUUCUGCCCUGAGGCCUCCCUCCUACAGCCUCACCCACUGCUGCAGUGUUGGUUUGAGGGUUCUCUGGCCCUGAUGCCCCCUUACUGAUGUGGUCUCUGGGUGUUUGUGACUGGCAGCCCUUGGCUCCCUGCAGCUCCCCAGCUCUGCUGACCCAGGCUGGAUCUGGAGAUGUUUUGUCAUCACAGCAGUGCUUUUCUUGUACUUCCCUCCACCAGCUGCCCCUGUGCUGACUGGAAAAAACUUCCUUCUGUGGCACGAGGCAAAGGAAACAGCUGCCACCAGUGACCUGUUUCCUCUUAGCCUGAGAUGCUCCUGAUGCUGCAAUGCACAAAGUUGUCUCCGUUCAGGCUUGAGACAAAAGGCUGAAUGGGAAGGGGAGAUAUGGUAGAAGGAGGAGGGCUGAAGACCCAAGCUCUGACUUCUCUGUCAUCAGUUUUAUCUGUGGCCCUGGGCAACGUCCUUGGAGUUCCCUGUGCCUUGAGUCUUGUAGAGACUGUUUCCUCCUUUCCCAGACAUUGCUGAACUCAGGAGUUGCCUAAGACUCCCUGAGCAUCUGCUGUCAUCCCCAGGUCAGUCUGUCUCAGGAAGAGCUGCAGGCACUGGGCAGUGCCAUCAGCAUGGUGACGCAGAGCAAGGCCCUCGCUGUGCCUGAGGGAGAGCUGGCCAGUGGUGACAC
Messenger RNA from Parus major (Great Tit), 2339 nucleotides. RefSeq names its product zinc finger protein 76 (gene ZNF76). Gene Ontology annotation, cellular component: PcG protein complex; transcription regulator complex. Gene Ontology annotation, biological process: regulation of transcription by RNA polymerase II. Lineage: Eukaryota; Metazoa; Chordata; Aves; Passeriformes; Paridae. The record is from RefSeq and is a predicted model, not a curated record. Gene Ontology annotation, molecular function: DNA-binding transcription factor activity, RNA polymerase II-specific; RNA polymerase II cis-regulatory region sequence-specific DNA binding. The coding region runs from base 14 to 1576 and encodes 520 amino acids. The transcript has 11 exons.